UUCUAAUAAACAAAUAUAAUAUUUUGAAAAAUGUAUAAAACAAAAAACAAAAAUUAAUUGUUAUUAAAGAAAAAAAAUAUGUAAAUAACAAUAAUGCAAUGAUGACAAAUGCACUAUCGGUUUGAUGAUUAAUAUAACAACCAUGUAUGAAAAAUAAUCAUAUAAUAAUUUUUUAUUUGCUACUUAAAAAAAAGUAGUAGCAUUCAUCAAACACAUCAAGUACGUAUUAUUUUAUUGGGGCAUGAAAUAAAAUUUACUAAUAAAAACAAAGCUAAUAAUAAUAUUUUUGAAUAUAUUAUAUUGAAAAAAAAACUUAAUCCAAUGAUAACGAUUAAUGAUACGGCAAAAAAAUAUUUUGUUAUCAACGACAUUUAUGACAGACACUUUUAAAAACAAUAAAAACAGACAAUGUCAAUAUUAUUAUCAUGAAUUAUUUAUAAAUUUCCAGAUCAUAAUAUUUAUAAUCAUACAACGACAAGAUAAAUUUAUCAGUAAUGUCAUGAACAGACAAAGAAUUCAUCUACAUAUACAUAUAAAAUUUAUGAUAAAAAAAAGGAAAAUCAAUUUUAUGAAAAUUUGUAGUUAUUAAAAUAUGCGUUAAAUAAUUAAAUUAGUUGGCUAUUAUUUAACAUCAAAUAAAUUAUGAUAUUUAAAUGUAAUUCAUUUUUUAAUUCAAAAAAUAAUAAAUCAUUGAAACGAUGAUUUAUAAACACAUGUAUGAUUAAAUAAAUUUUGUUAUUAAUUUACAAAGAAAUAUGAUAAUGAAGAAAGAAAAUAAAAAUCUCAUCUGAUAAUCUUGCAUUGUUGGAUUAAAUAUGUCAUUCGUCGGGUGAAUGAUAUUAAAGUCGAAAUGUUUAUAAAUUAUUUGGAGAUAAAUACAUUGUAUCAUUAAAGCUUGGAUCGAGACAGCAACAAGUAGUGUAAAUUUACUUUGAAAGAGAAGAAUAUAUUAUUUUAAAAUGAGCUUCAGCAGUGUUGAAAUAUUUAUUGGUGUUGUGUCAAUAAUAAUUGGUAUAUAUUAUUAUUUAACUGCAAAUUUUAAUUUUUGGAAAAUACGUGGUGUACCAGGACCAAAACCUAUACCAGUUGUUGGAAAUAUAUAUGAUUUAUUAUCGUUAAAAUAUUCAAUUGGUUGUUAUCUUAAAAAUAUUUAUGACAAUAAUUAUUGGCGCAAUGAAAAAUUCGUUGGAAUAUUUACAACAAGUGAACCAGUAUUAAUAAUAAAAGAUUUAGAUUUAAUUAAGACAGUUUUAAUUAAAGAUUUUAAUUGUUUUACCGAUCGUGGUGUUGAAUUUAAUGAAACAUUUGAGCCACUUAAUGCUCAUUUAUUUAGCUUGGAAUCAAAACGUUGGAGACCAUUGAGAACAAAAUUAACACCAGUCUUUACAUCUGGUAAAUUACGAGAAAUGUUUUAUUUAUUAAAUGAAUGUGGUGAUCAAUUGAAUGAUUAUUUAAAUAAAUUUAAUGGUGAAAUUGUUGAUAUGCGUGAAAUAUCAGCUCGAUUUACAACUGAUGUAAUUGGUGUGUGCGCAUUUGGAUUACAAGCAAAUUCACUUGCUGAUGAUGACAGUGUUUUUCGUGAAAUGGGAAAAAGAAUAUUUAGUUUUGAUUUUAAAGCAAUGAUGAGACAUAGGCUUCGUCGUUUUGCUCCAUUUUUGUAUAACUAUUUUGGUAAAUAUUUCACUGAUAACGUUCUUAAUGAUUUUUUUGUUAAUCUAACCGUCGACACGAUGAAUUAUAGAAAAGAUAAUAAUAUUAUUAGACAUGAUUUUAUUGAUUUAUUAAAAACACUAAGAGAUGAACCAAGUAAAAUUGGUGAUAUUGAAUUGACCGAUACAAUUUUAGCUGCUCAGCUAUUUGUAUUUUUCAUUGCUGGAUUUGAAACGAGUUCUUCAACAAUGAGUAAUUGCUUAUUUGAACUUGGUAUGAAUCAUCAACUUCGUGAUAAAUUACGCCGAGAGAUAAAAAAUGAAUUGGAUAAUGCAGAUGGUAAAAUAACAUAUGAAGGAAUUAAAAAUAUGAAAUAUCUUGAUAAAAUAAUUAAAGAAACAUUAAGAAAAUAUCCACCAGUUACAACGUUGAUGAGAAAAUCAACAGCUCCAUAUACACUGGCUGAUACCAAUGUUACAAUUCCAACUGGUACUAAAAUUUGGAUACCAAUAUAUGCAAUACAACGUGAUCCAACAUAUUUUCCAAAUCCAAAUGAAUUUGAUCCAGAAAGAUUUAAUGAUGAAGCUAUUAAAAGUCGUCAUCCAAUGUCUUUUCUAAGUUUUGGAGAUGGACCGAGGAAUUGUAUCGGUGCAAGAUUUGGAUCGAUGCAAACUAAAGUUGGAAUUAUCAAAAUACUUGAAAAAUACACAGUUGAUAUUUGCGAUAAAACUGAUAAAGAUUUUAAAAUAAAUCCUCGUGGACUUUUAUUAACACCACAAAAUGGAAUUUAUCUUAAAAUAACAAAAACACCAAUUGUAUAAUU
This is a messenger RNA of Aphidius gifuensis, 2473 nucleotides long. Its product is annotated as cytochrome P450 6j1-like. The coding region runs from base 960 to 2471 and encodes 503 amino acids. Gene Ontology annotation, molecular function: monooxygenase activity; oxidoreductase activity, acting on paired donors, with incorporation or reduction of molecular oxygen; heme binding. NCBI's taxonomy places the organism in Eukaryota, Metazoa, Arthropoda, Insecta, Hymenoptera, Braconidae. The transcript is spliced from 4 exons. The record is from RefSeq and is a predicted model, not a curated record.